Molecule: messenger RNA, 908 nt
Organism: Panicum hallii
Lineage: Eukaryota; Viridiplantae; Streptophyta; Magnoliopsida; Poales; Poaceae
Exons: 3
Coding region: 1-648 (215 amino acids)
Source: RefSeq, a predicted model, not a curated record
AUGGCCAAGGUCAAGCGGUCGACGCCCGCGACCGCGCCCGCGGCCAGGGCCAAGGCCAAUGCCCCGACGGCGGCGACGGCCGCCAAGGCCAAGAGAUCGGCGUUCGCGGGGGCGGCGGAUACGGCCGCGAAGGUCCCCGCGGCGGAGGCGUCGCCGCCGGUUGUGAUCGAAAUCCCGUCUUUCCCCGACGCCUCCGUGGGGGUAGGCCCCAAGGGGGGCAGUGGCUCCAAGAAGAAGGGGCGGAAGAGGGCCGCGCCGCUCGUCCUCGACGACGAGAUCGAAAUGUGGACCCCGCAGCAGAAGCGGCGACUCGACGAGGAAUGCCAGAUUCUCUCUGAGGAUCCUUUCUCAACCACCACCAAGCUGGCGCCCUCCCCCGCCGCCGCCAAUGACGAAAUCGCGGUCGUCGCCGAACGGGGCAAGGUAGCGUGCAGAGAUUACCCACAUCCGAGGUCUGCUUGCGCCAAGAACCCAUUUAGCACUACGUCUCAUGAGCGUCACUGUGACAAGUGUUUCUGCUAUGUGUGCGAUAUCGCUGCCCCAUGUGUCUCCUGGAAGGGUCUUGAAGGGCACUGCCAUGCUUCAGAUAAGGACAAGAAGUGGAAGACUAUGAGAUUGAUGAUGAAACAGGCAACGCAAUUGGCCUAGUUAAAUUGAUCCUGACUCUAGGUCUGGCAAUUGGCAUUUUGCAAGCAUUCGUCAGCUUGUUCUGAUAGGAAAGUUAUUUUGCAGCAACUUGUACAGAGGGUUAGUAUCGGCAAUAGAUCCUGUCCCAAAUGUUUAGUGCGUCCGUGUACCGCCUAUCACAAACUGAAUGAUAGGCGUAAUAUAAGCAAAACAUCAACGCAGUAGCAUCAGUCUUGUGUUAAAUCAAAUUCCAUCAUCUAUGCACCUUCUGGUUUCUGAGU